Anopheles darlingi is the source of this 2305-nucleotide messenger RNA. Its product is annotated as NADPH oxidase 4-like. The coding region runs from base 486 to 2171 and encodes 561 amino acids. The record is from RefSeq and is a predicted model, not a curated record. Gene Ontology annotation, molecular function: superoxide-generating NAD(P)H oxidase activity. Gene Ontology annotation, biological process: superoxide anion generation; defense response. NCBI's taxonomy places the organism in Eukaryota, Metazoa, Arthropoda, Insecta, Diptera, Culicidae. The transcript has 11 exons. Gene Ontology annotation, cellular component: NADPH oxidase complex; plasma membrane.
GCAUCGUUCUAUGCGUUUAUAAAUCCUUUCAUCAAAAACUAGAAAUGAAUUUGUAAGUUUUGUGAAGGAAUAGAAAACAUACUGUGCAGCAUAAAGGUGCGCGACCGAUAACGACCUAUUCGUGAUAUGUGAUACCUUAUCAUUUGGAAGCUUUGAAUACGAUAAACUGGCCUAUUUUGGAGAGAUGAACUUAGCGACAUUUAUAUGGUGCGAUUUCAUGCUCUCUCUCUCUCGUUCACAAAUCGGCCAUAAAAGUGAACAUUUAAUACAGAUGUGGCGCAUGGUGAAACUCGUUCGACAAUCUAUUUCCGUCGAAAUCGUCAUCAAUCUCACUAUGAUUUAGUUCGACAUGUGGAAUAAACAAUCAUCGUCAGUUUGCCUUCACGUUAGAGCAGUGCAAGUGGAGCGACAAACGUCUGCGUCAUAAGUUCGACAAUGCUGUCGCCAGAUUGAUCGUAAAUCUGUUCAAGACUUCUCGGCUCAUCAUGGAGAAUGUAACUAAAAUCUACCAUUCUUCAAAAAACUAUGUGUUCAAAUACAUUUUAGCGCUUAUAUGGACCAGCUUCAAUUUCUUCAUUUUCUGUAAAGCAUUCAGCAACUAUCACCAAGAUGCUGCAUACUUUUACCUUAGUCGAAUCCUUGGGAACGGGUUAUGCGUAUCACGCGGUACUGCGCCCGUUCUGAAUGUGACGAUGGCCAUAAUAACACUACCAACUAGUAGAUCGUUCAACUUACUGUUGCACAAAAUAUUCGGAAAAUGCUCACAGCGCUUGUUGGUGCACUAUCUUGAGAAGGUGAAGGUAUUGCAUUUGCUGCUGGGAGUCUCGCUAAUCAUUGUGGCAAUCAUUCACAGUGUAGCACAUGUCGUUAACAUUAUCAAUUUUGUCGGCAAUUACGAUGAGCGCUAUCGAGAGAUUAACUGGGCUAACGGUCCAGAUGACAGUGUGUUCCGUUUGUUGUUCACAACUCCUACGGGAUUUUCUGGAUGCAUCAUGCUGGUCACUUUAAUAGCAAUAGCAUGCUUUGCCCAGCGAUCGAUUCGCGAUCGGUUCUACAACAGAUUCUUUGUCUCGCAUCACCUGUUUCUUCUCUUCUACGGAAUGAUGUUUUACCAUCCGUUGAGCAACAUCAUUAAACAACAAAUCAAUAUAGACAAGCAUAAGAUAAUGUGCGACUCAGUAGAUAAUGUGACGCUGCACAGCAAUGAUGAUCUCAUGGUACUGUGUGCCGAACCUGCCAGAUUUGCUGCUCCUGUGAAGCAUGCCUGGAUCUGGCCAUUGAUCGGUUUGCUGAUCUAUCUAGUCGACAUUAGCUACCGUCAUCUUACAUCCCACUCUCGACGAUAUCGUGUCAUCACCGAGCAAUGCUACGCAAUGACCGGACAGGCUGUGCAUCUUCGCUUGCAGUUCCUUCGGAAAUCCAAGAUUAAAGUCUUGCCCGGACAGUACGUUCUGCUUCAGUGCCCCCUGAUAUCGACACUCGAGUGGCAUCCAUUUACGAUAACGGAGAUUCCGACCGACAGCAACAAUAAUUUAACGCUCACGAUCAAAGCGAGGGGAGACUGGACGGAAGAAUUGUACGAAAGGGUUGUUCAACGAGAGCAAUUCCGGCGAAAUCUCGGUGGCGUAGAUCCAUACCGACGCAUGGAAUUCCUGCUCGACGGACCCUACCCAUCGGUUAUGAGCACAAUGAUGGAUUACAAGCGUAUAUUGUUUAUCGGGGCUGGUGUUGGUAUUACACCGUUUGUGACGAUCAUGAAGCUUCUUUUGAGGUCCAAUGUAGAAUCUCCUGCACGAAUACAUCUUAUCUGGAUAGCGCGCAAUUUGGAAACGUUCCUAUGGUUUACUGACGAAAUUGCUCGAUUGCAAGAGAAGUACUGGGCACAAAAUAAACCGGAUCGCUUUCGAGUGAAACUGCACUGGACGCAGAAUUACGAUGAGAUGCUUGUAGAGGAGUGCUUUGGCGAUAUGUUGGCAAUCAAAUCACGCAUGCAUCGUGGCAGACCGAAUUGGAAUGACGUGUUUCUUGAUUUGGUGACACUUUAUCCCAAGAAGCUCGUUUCCGUGUUUAGCUGUGGACCAAAGGAAUUGACCAAAGAGAUAAGAGCAAAGUGCAAGGAAUACAGUCGGCAUGGAUGCACCCUGAAUUACUUCCACGAAGGGUUCGGAUAGGGGAGUCUUGGCAGCCCGUUAUAUUGGUGAGCUCAAAACAAACGAGUCUGACACGUGUUCUGGUAUAGCAUAAAAAUAGAUGGUACAACUUAUCCCGAUCGCUUGAUCCUGGUCCAAGAACAAUCCUUCCUGGC